UCUUAACCACACUUUUUGUUUAUUUCAUUUGCAAAUAAUAAAUGAAAAUAUGGAGGAUGAACAAGUACCUAAUGGAAAAGACAGCGACUUAAAUACGGACACAAUCGAAGAUAUAAAAUUAAGCGGCAUAACCCUUGAAGAUUGUUUCAGAAGUGUAGUAGAAGGAAAUUCUAUUGAAUUUGAAUUAGAGAAUUUAAAUAAUAUAUUAAAGAAGGACCUGCAAGUAAACUUUUAUUAUUUAAAAUCCAGAUUGAAGCAUGUUAUGCCUUAUAUGUUAGUUCAUUUCAUAAAUUGUUGGCCUGGGUGGCAAAAAAGCGGCUUCUAUAUAAAUAAACAAAUUACUUUCAAGAGCUGGUUUGCGAAAUUUAAGGAAUAUUUAGUGUUUAAAAUAAAUUAUUUAAUAAAGAAUGAUUACGAAAAGGUAUCAGUUAUGUUAAAGACCAAUCCACCUAUUGAAGAUAGUAUUUCCAAAAUAGAUAAUAGUACACAAAUGAAUAUUCCGCUUGAGAAAACUGUGUCUCCAUACACUGUUGAAAUUCAGGGUGUCCCAAAGAUGUUGAAUUCCUUAAUAUUUUGCGAAGGGCCCAAAGAUGGCAUUAUUGUAAGAGAGUACAAGACCAAUCCCUUUAUUGAAAAUUUGACUAUAAAACAAUUACUAAACUGGCCUCAUGUCGAGGUAGAAUUUUUAUCUAAAGAAUUAAAUUUUAACAGAAAGAACAUGCAUGAAUUUAAAAGGUUUCUUAUGUUAAGUAAUGAGAAAAUAACAUUUAAGAAAAUAGAGGCCUUUAUAGAAGAAGUAGAAAUUAUCAAUAAACAAUUAAAUAGGACUGUUUAUACUUUAAAUGUGUGGAGGGAAUAUUGCAAUACUUAUAUUGAUGUACUGAGGAAACAUACAAAAAUUAUGGAAAUAACGGAUGAAUAUAUAGGCGACAUUAAAGCACUUUUUGAUGAACUUCUCAUGGACAUUACAGAGUUAAAUAUGGGUAGUAUGGCAACAAACACCUCGGUGCUCUUUAAUAUUGGAAGUUAUAUUUACGCCAGGAAUAAAAGUGUUCGUACGAGCGGCCAAGCGGUCUCUUUCGCCGAAUCCAUAACUCCCAAAGUGAAUGUUUCACUUUUUUCUUUUACCGGUCUUAAGGACGAGGAGAGCGAUACGCCUUUCCAAGACCUACAGAACGCUCUCGAUUCCACCGACAAGGAUUUAAUCCAAAGUUUCUUACCUCUCCUUAAAUACGGUUGCACAUACUGUGACAGAUAUUACAACAACAAACAGCAACUUUUACAUCACUUCAAGGACAAACACUGCAUGGAACAACCAGUACUGUGUUUUAAAUGUAAGUUAGAAAUGGACGUUGGCAGGAUUUGCAGCAACCGGUGGACUCACCAGUGCCGCAGUAAGGAUACCGUGGGGACAAGUGUAACUAGGUGAUUCCCAGUUAAAGUUACGU
This is a messenger RNA of Anoplophora glabripennis (Asian longhorned beetle), 1448 nucleotides long. RefSeq lists its product as uncharacterized. The record is from RefSeq and is a predicted model, not a curated record. NCBI's taxonomy places the organism in Eukaryota, Metazoa, Arthropoda, Insecta, Coleoptera, Cerambycidae. The transcript is spliced from 4 exons. Bases 50 to 1429 code for a protein of 459 amino acids.